AUGGGUUCUGGGGCUAUUCUCGAGCCCUUGGCGGUCAUCAUUCUCCUCUUCGGAGGCACCUGGAUCAAUCGAGUCACCAAUACAACGUUUUCUCGCACAAAUAUUCGUCGACAGUCUUCUGAAUACUCACGGCCUGACUCACCAGACUCACUGGAAUCGGGAUAUUCAAGCCCAAAAUCCAGAGAUGGCCUCCUCAGUGCCCGCUCAUGCUCCCCGCUGCCGCAGAUAUCCGACGAUCGAUGGCAUAAACGGCAGCUCAAACUACUGGGCGCAUCCUGGACGGUAUCUUCUCCAAAUACGGAAGUGUUCAAAGACCGACUAUUGAGUCGUCUGCUUCGAAAACUGCCUUUCCUGGUGGAAUGCUGGUACUGGGCUCUGGUAUAUUGGACAUAUCAGCUCGGUCGUGCCUUCACCGCCGUCACCCUGAAGGAAGACACCGUCGACGUUGCCAGAAGCCAUGCCCUCAGAUUGAUCGAGGUGGAGGAACGCCUGGGAAUAUUCUGGGAAUCGCGCAUUCAGCAUUUCUUCCUUCGUCAUCCUUUGGUCAUGAGAUGGAUCAAUUGGAUCUACUCCUUCAUUCAUAUCCCGGGUACAAUCGCGUUCCUUGUCUGGCUGUAUUAUUAUACCAUCACUCGCAAUCGAAUCAACGAGCCUCAACAGGGAAAGCCUCGGGGAACCAUGAGUGGAUCACCGACAGGCCCAUUGCUGUAUCAGGCACGACGACGCACAUUGGCUGUAUGCAAUUUGCUCGCAUUCGUGGUGUUUACUCUCUGGCCUUGCAUGCCACCGCGGCUGCUUAGCGAUCCAAAUGUUGAGGGUCCAGAGGGUGAGCUUAGCCGCAGUUAUGGCUUCAUUGACACAGUUCAUGGGGCCAAUGGCGCAGGAAGUGUGUGGACAGAGAACCGAUUCUGCAACCAGUAUGCGGCGAUGCCAUCUUUGCAUUUCGGUUACUCCCUCAUGAUCGGACUUACCAUUAUGACUAUCCCUCUUCCAUCAAAACAUCGACGAGCUCUCCGUCCCCGCCUAGGCUGGAGUAUCGGGCUACGCCUGCCGUCGUGGCGAAGAAUGGUCUGUCUGGUCCUCGGCUUCCUAUACCCAUUCAUAAUUUUGGUAGCUAUUGUGGCCACAGCCAACCACUUUAUUGUGGAUGCAAUUGCUGGCGCUCUGGUUUGCGCCUUGGGUUGGUGGUCUAAUGGAGUACUGCUGAAUCUGUUGCCGAUGGAGGAUUACUUUCUCUGUCUGGUUCGGAUUCAUAAGCCAGAGCCCUCAUCCAUCAGCAUAAUUGACCGGCUAUCCGAGGAUUGGGACUCGGAGGAUUCAGAGACACGACAGGCUGUAAUUCCGCCAUGA
Messenger RNA from Penicillium cataractarum, 1350 nucleotides. RefSeq names its product phosphatase PAP2 family protein. Gene Ontology annotation, cellular component: inositol phosphoceramide synthase complex. Lineage: Eukaryota; Fungi; Ascomycota; Eurotiomycetes; Eurotiales; Aspergillaceae. Bases 1 to 1350 code for a protein of 449 amino acids. Gene Ontology annotation, molecular function: inositol phosphoceramide synthase activity. The record is from RefSeq and is a predicted model, not a curated record. Gene Ontology annotation, biological process: sphingolipid biosynthetic process; inositol phosphoceramide metabolic process. The transcript is spliced from 3 exons.